Aspergillus nidulans FGSC A4 is the source of this 848-nucleotide messenger RNA. RefSeq lists its product as uncharacterized. The record is from RefSeq and is a predicted model, not a curated record. Bases 1 to 720 code for a protein of 239 amino acids. The transcript has 5 exons. Lineage: Eukaryota; Fungi; Ascomycota; Eurotiomycetes; Eurotiales; Aspergillaceae.
AUGACCGUCAUCUGGGGCCUCGAUCUCCAUGAGAUUUGUUUCAGCAAGUUUAGAUCUGCCAACAUGCUCAACCGGGCGUACCAUCUCCGUCGAACAAAGAUGGUUGUCUAUCAGCUUGCAAUGAUCCUCUGCGUCUGCUCAGAAUCCGUCGGGACGGCUGCUUUUUCAGACUACCUCGAUCAACAAAGCUACAUUCAAGGCCAGCACCCGGGUGUGAAAAUCCACAACAACAGCUUUAUUGGCGCGUUCUCGUACAACGUCUUUGUGGGGGUUGCAGUGGCGUUUAUAUUUGGUGCAGCGUUCUUUUUUGACCUCUUCUGGCCGGAGAGGCACGAGUGCAAACAUGUACGAAUCAGUUGGAAGAUUUCGGCAGUAGUCGUUACUGUUAUGAUGCUGAGCUCGGCGCUGACUAUCACGUGUAUCGGCGCUCUACAUGAUGCCGUCGUUACAGGAACAGAUCGCGACACUGCGCAGACGUAUAGAUUGGAGUUCUCGAAGAAACCCUCUUACACAUACCGAGAUAACCCCAAAGUAAUUGCCGCUGUUGUUCUUGCCUGGCCUGGGUGGGUAUUUUGCGUUAUUAGUACAAUCGUCCUCUUCAUGUCCCAGAAGCACGACGACAAGUACGGUCCAAUGUCGAAGUACGGCCGUAGUCAGGAAGACGGCAGUAUUGUGGUCGAUAAGGAAGGACACAACAGUCCCGAGCCAACGGCGGCAUAAAUAACACGUUACGAGGUUACGAUUUACUCCUUUCUACUCUUUUGUAUACAAUAUUUCCGUUUUUGGAUGGCUACUGUAUUGUACUAUAGACUGUAGUAUUGACGGAACUUGGCUUCCUGCAAUGAUAC